Anguilla anguilla (European eel) is the source of this 2033-nucleotide messenger RNA. RefSeq names its product stonustoxin subunit beta-like. Gene Ontology annotation, molecular function: protein binding. The record is from RefSeq and is a predicted model, not a curated record. The transcript is spliced from 2 exons. The coding region runs from base 1 to 570 and encodes 189 amino acids. NCBI's taxonomy places the organism in Eukaryota, Metazoa, Chordata, Actinopteri, Anguilliformes, Anguillidae.
AUGUUGCACUCGCAGAAUGACGACAAGUCUUCAGAUUACCAUCGGCUCACACUGGACCCCAACACAGCAUAUAAUUACCUCCGUCUGUCUGAGGGGAACAGAGAGGUGACUUACGUGGAAGAGAUCCAGUCAUAUCCUGAUCAUCCAGAGAGAUUUGAGAGCCGGGCCCAAGUUCUGUGCAGCAAGCUGUAUGAGUCUGGACGCUGUUACUGGGAGGCUAAGUGGAGUAGGGAUGAUGAGGUUUCUAUAGCAGUGUCCUAUAAAGAGAUCAGCAGGAAAGGAGGCAGUAAUGACUGCACUCUGGGAUCUAAUAGGAAUUCCUGGAGUUUGCGCUGCAGUCCCUCAGGUUACUCUUUCUGUCACAAUAGGCGUAUAACUGAAAUCUCUGGUCCCCCCUCCUCCAGAAUAGGAGUGUACCUGGAUCACGGGGCAGGAACUCUGUCCUUCUACAGCAUCUCUGACACAAUAACCCUCCUGCACAGAGUCCAGACCACAUUCACUCAGCCCCUCUAUCCUGCGUUUAGGGUUUGGAAUGCUGGAUCUUCUGUAAAACUAUGUGAUCUGGGAUGAGGCAGAGAGUGAAGGGAAGAUCAGCUGUAAUUAAAGAGAGGGAAAAACAUUCACAUGAGACAAAACAAAUUUAUUGUAACUAUUCAACACUCGCUCUCUUUAAUUGCAGCUGAUCUACAGAUGACAGAAAAUGAAUUGAAUGAAAUUAUAAUAGAGGAGAUCUCAAUUCUGUAGGGUUUGAAAUGGGCCCAAAAUUUUCAGCCCAACCUUACAUGACCCCGCCUUCUUUUCAGCCCAACCCUACAUAACCCCGCCUUCUUUUCAGCCCAACUCUACAUGACCCCGCCUUCUUUUCAGCCCAACCCUACAUGACCCCGCCUUCUUUUCAGCCCAACCUUACAUGACCCCGCCAUGCUAACGUUAAUGCUCCUGUUUUGCGGCUGCUGUAUUUAAGCAGGGCAUCACAGUAUUAGCAUUUUACAAACCCCACGCUUUCGUCUGCAGCUCGAUCAUAACACCGUGUAAAAGUUUGUCCAGACCUCAGAUUUUCCUUUUGAUGGCUGCUGUCUCACUUCAUUCUCCCCUGACUAUAACUUCUUUCUCCCCGGCUCUGAGGCGUCCAUUCUGUCACUCACAGAGCUCAGCUUAGGCUCGCUGGCCUACUACUGCCAUCCAGCUCACACAGCGCUCUGUGCUCAAAAUUUAAAGGGCCAGCUACAAAGGGUCCAACCCCAACCAAGCCCUGCACAAAAUGUCAGAAUCAGGGCGUUCUGGUCAGGUUUUUUCAGACCUGGGUGAAAAUUACAAGCUCUACGGUGGAGCUGUGACUUGCAUUGUCGUCUCACAGGAAGAAGGUCUUGAGUUCAAAUCCCAAGGGCCUUUCAGUGUGGGUUUCCUCCCAUUGUUCAAGGACUCCAAAUUGCCAGUAGGAAUGAGCGAGUGAGUGAAUGCUGUGUGUGCCCUGCGAUGUAUUGGCAACCUGUCCAGGGUGUAUUCCCGUCUCUUGCCAACUGCAUGCUGGGAUAGGUUCCAGCACCCUCUGCAACCCUGACCAAGAAUUAGCCAUGUAAGAAAACAGAUAAAUGGGUGGAAUAAAAAAAGAUAAAACUUAAGUUUUGUUCACAUUUAUGCAGACCCUGUCACUCUAAUGCUUGUAUUCCAAUAUUAUAGUCAGCUCCAUAAUGUUUCGGGAAAAAACAUAUUUUUUCUUUAGUUUGCUCUGUACUCCUCUAUUUUAGAUUUGUAAUCAGCGUAUUGACGUUCGGUUAGACUGCAGAUUCUCAGCUUUUAUUUAAGGGUAUUUUAUGCAUUUUGGUUUCACCAUGCCACACAUUACCGUGUGUGGGAUAUGUCAGAGCAUCAUGGUAAUGGCGUUAAUAUGGAGGUGCUGCUGAAAAAUCAUUAAGACACUUUUGGUUUUAUGGCUGUUGUUGUUUUGCAUUAUACUGGGGUGUGUUGGGUUCUACACGCUGUGAUUGUUUACAAGAAGAAUGAAAUAAACAAAUGGUUGUGGUAACACUCCA